This is a messenger RNA of Hyla sarda, 2196 nucleotides long. RefSeq names its product bone morphogenetic protein 8B-like. Lineage: Eukaryota; Metazoa; Chordata; Amphibia; Anura; Hylidae. The coding region runs from base 613 to 1914 and encodes 433 amino acids. Gene Ontology annotation, biological process: SMAD protein signal transduction. Gene Ontology annotation, cellular component: extracellular region. Gene Ontology annotation, molecular function: cytokine activity; growth factor activity. The record is from RefSeq and is a predicted model, not a curated record. The transcript has 9 exons.
CCCGUUACUGCAGGCAAAGAGUGACUUGUACCAGCCUUCUAAAGGCUGCCCUGUAGCAGCGACUACUGCUGGGUCAGGGCUCUGAGGAGGGACAUGUUAUGUACGACACUGCUGUCCAGCUGUAUAUCAUCCGACGAGAAAAGGUUCCACUAAAAUGUAAAAAGGAGGAUCAUUUCCAGUAAAGUUAUUCAGAAGAAGCAUUACACCUAAGAAAUAAUCCCAUUUCAUCAUGAAUAAAUUACAGAGCAAGCAGUGAGAGCUGGAGACCUCUAGAGCUCAUUGCAGGAGGAAGGUUUCUGCUAGUCGGCUAGAAACAAGCAGGAGGCUUAAGAACUGGUAAUCACUCAAGGAAAUUAAAGCAAGCUCUGCCAGGAACUCCCUCUCUCCUUAAGUAUACAUUCUCUAUUUGAGGAAUCAAGAUUUACCCAUUCUGUAUUUGAGGAAGCAAGAUUUACCUGUUACUAGAGUAAAGUUCAGAUGCAGCACUUGUGGAUUUCCUCUGCCUAGAAAUAUAGUGGGGACAAUAUAGAAAAGUAUCCAGACAGCAAAGCCGUAAAAAGAGGUUUUUGAUUUUGGACUGAGCUGUUCCCCUGGAAUCAGGGAUGGUUUUAAAUGUAUAUGAUAUCACUGACAGUUCUUUUACCUGCUAAGAUGCCCAGCGUUUUACACUAUAUUUGGACAAUACUUUGCAUUGCCGGAUUUUUGUGCCAUUUUACUAAUGGAAGUUUUAUGAAAAAUCAUCUGCGAUCAAGUUUUAUCCAGAGGAAAUUAAGUGGUAGAGAAAAGCGUGAGAUGCAAAGAGAGAUAUUAUCCAUCUUGGGGUUGCCUGGACGACCCAGACCUGCAAAUGGAGGCCAAUUCCCAUCAUCAGCACCCUUGUUCAUGUUGGAUCUUUAUCAUGCUAUGUGCAGUGAGGAAGAAGAGGAUGGAGGGCAAGGGGUAUCAAUGCCACUGUUCACUACUCUAAGCACACAAAUCCCUCCAUUGGGAGCAGUCAUCAGCGAGGCCGAUACAGUCAUGAGUUUUGUUAACAUGGUUGAAAAUGACAGAGACAUCUUCCAUCAGAAGCCAUACUGGAAAGAGUUUAAGUUUGACAUGACUCAGAUUCCAACCGGAGAGUCUGUGACAGCAGCUGAGUUUCGACUUUUCAAAACACGCAGUUUUUUACGGCAGUUAAACAGGACCCUUCACAUCAGCAUCUAUGAGAUACACCGAGAACAUGCCAAUCGACAGCCUGAGUUAACUUUGCUGGACCACGAGAGCUUACAGGCUGGGGAUGAAGGGUGGCUGGUCUUUGAUGUGACAGCAGCCAGUAACCACUGGUUGCUGAACUCAAAAUAUAAUUCAGGGCUGCGCCUCUAUGUGGAGAAUGAUGACGGACAGAGCAUUGAUCCAAGCUUGGCAGGUAUCUUGGGAAGACGGGCACCGCGUUCCAAACAGCCAUUCAUGGUUACAUUUUUUCGGGCAAGUAAAAAUCAGAUCAGAUCAACAAGGGCUAUAAAACAACUAAAAAAAAGGCAACAGAAAAAGCACAAUGAUCUUCCACAUCCCAACAAACUUCCUGGUGUAUUUGAUCAUGUACAUGUUCCUGAGGGCAGACAAGUGUGCAAAAGGCACGAGUUGUAUGUCAGCUUUCGAGAUUUAGGUUGGCUGGACUGGGUAAUAGCGCCACAGGGUUACUCAGCAUUUUACUGUGAGGGAGAAUGUUCAUUUCCACUCGAUUCCUGUAUGAAUGCCACCAAUCAUGCCAUCUUACAAUCACUGGUUCACCUUAUGAAGCCAGAAAGUGUUCCCAAAGCAUGCUGUGCUCCUACCAAACUCUCAGCAACAUCAGUCCUUUAUUAUGACAACAACAACAACGUGAUACUUAAAAAGCACCGGAACAUGGUGGUCAAGUCUUGUGGAUGCCACUGAACAAGAUGAAGGAUGUGGGGUUGCACUGAGGCAAAGAUUUUCUGAACAUAUUUAUGUUACUUGUUAAGAUUGUUACAUUAAAUUAAUCAUUCAAGAGAACAAAAUGCAAUGAUUAAAUGUGAUGAAAUAUAAUGGAAUAAAUUAUGAUAACUUAUUGUUAGGUCAAUUGUUAGCGGUAGGGAGUGCUAAACAAAGACAUUCAGCCUGUGUAUCUGACAUAAGGCCUUCAGUAUUAGCCCUGUUAACCCACUUCUUGCAACACUGCAAGCUACGAUUACAAUG